Molecule: messenger RNA, 2553 nt
Organism: Monodelphis domestica (gray short-tailed opossum)
Lineage: Eukaryota; Metazoa; Chordata; Mammalia; Didelphimorphia; Didelphidae
Gene: BTBD6
Product: BTB domain containing 6
Biological process (GO): neurogenesis
Cellular component (GO): cytosol
Molecular function (GO): protein binding
Source: RefSeq, a predicted model, not a curated record
UUGGCCCUACCAGGCAGGCGGGCUCAGGCCAGCAGAGCAGGCCAAGCCAAGCCUGUCAGGGAUGCACAGCUACCCCAAGCCCCUCCCCUCCCAGCUCAGUAAUCAUGGCUUCUGACUCCACCAAGCAGCUUUCUGUGCAAACUUUCCCAGCCUGGAAAGAGUGGAAAGAAAUCAGCUGCUGAGAGCCAGUCCCCCAGUACCCUCUACGAAGUUGCCCCUGCAAAUUAAGUGCAGAAGUGAUCCUAAUGGCCGAAGGCAAAAAAAAAACAAAACAGCUCCGUGUCACUACUAGCUCAGGUUCCUGAGAGCCCCACACCAGGACCAGCCCCGCCCUGCGCCCAGCCUACGGAAUCUACAAGCUAUGCCGGAGGGUGCCCGCCAAGAGAGGAUGCCUAGCAGUUUUCACAGCCUAGGAAUUUCCAGUUUGGAAACUAACCGGGGAUUAAUCUGUGUUCAACCCUUUUUGAUUUAAGGCUAAUUUGAAGCUCUCUUCCACUGUGGUGGUGCCUGGGUGCAAACAAACAAACAAACAAACAAACACAAAAAAACUGAUUCCUGUAACUAAGCCUAGUGUUUGGCUGAGGGGCAGGCAAGGUGCCUGCUUUCUCAGCUACAAAGGGCUCUGGAUUUGUACAGCUGCUGUUACUGGAUUAUUUGCAACCAUCCCUGGAGGGCUCCACCACUUUGGCCACCCUGCCUCAGGCCUGAAGCUCAGCUCCACACAAAAAGAGUAACCUUGAAGGAGUCCAAAAAGAAUGUGACAGCUAAUGGCAAGGUGCCAGUAUGCUAUGAGGUAGGACCCUUGUCCCUGCAGAAGAUGGCUGCAGAACUUUACUCUACCAGUGCUAAUACCAACAUCACAAACAGUAAUUCCACUACUACUGCUACCACAAUCACUGUAGCCAAUACCAAGAAUAGCAUCCUUCAUCUUCAUCAAACAGCACAAUCUCCACCACCAGCACAAGUGCAAAGCCUUAACAAUAACUUAGAAAGUACCAACUGGCAGUCAUUCUAUCCUACUCUCCGAGAGAGGAAUGCAAUGAUGUUCAAUAAUGAACUCAUGGCCGAUGUGCACUUUAUCAUUGGCCCUCUGGAGGCAUCAAAGCGAGUCCCUGCUCAUAAGUAUGUGCUGGCAGUUGGCAGCUCUGUCUUCUAUGCCAUGUUUUACGGUGAUCUUGCAGAAGUCAAAUCUGAAAUCCAUAUACCUGAUGUGGAACCCGCAGCUUUUCUCAUCUUGUUAAAGUACAUGUAUAGUGAUGAAAUUGACCUGGAAGCUGACACUGUGCUUGCAACUCUUUAUGCUGCCAAGAAGUAUAUUGUUCCAGCUUUAGCAAAAGCUUGUGUCCAUUUUCUGGAGACUAGUUUAGAGGCAAAAAAUGCUUGUGUUUUGCUCUCCCAGAGCCGACUCUUUGAGGAACCUGAAUUGACCCAGCGUUGCUGGGAAGUGAUUGAUGCUCAAGCAGAGAUGGCAUUAAAGUCAGAGGGAUUUUGUGAAAUAGAUCAACAAACAUUAGAGAUUAUCCUGACCAGGGAAUCACUAAACACCAAGGAGGUGGUUAUCUUUGAAGCUGUUCUGAAUUGGGCAGAAGCUGAAUGCAAAAGAGAAGGUUUGCCAAUUACACCAAGAAAUAAGAGGAAAGUGUUGGGAAGAGUUUUAUUUUUAGUACGAAUUCCAACUAUGACACUGGAGGAGUUUGCCAAUGGUGCUGCUCAAUCAGAUAUUCUAACCUUGGAAGAGACACGAAGCAUAUUCCUCUGGUAUACAGCUACCAAGAAACCACAGUUAGAGUUUCCACUGACAAAAAGGAAAGGCCUUGCUCCUCAGAGAUGCCACCGAUUUCAAUCAUCUGCAUAUCGGAGCAAUCAAUGGAGGUACCGGGGACGAUGUGACAGCAUCCAGUUUGCAGUAGAUAAAAGGAUAUUUAUUGCAGGACUCGGAUUAUAUGGAUCAAGCUGUGGGAAAGCUGAGUACAGUGUGAAAAUUGAACUUAAACGGCUAAAUGUUGUUCUUGCUCACAAUCUGACCAAGUUCCUCUCAGAUGGAUCCAGUAAUACAUUCUCAGUCUGGUUUGAACAUCCAAUUCAAAUUGAACAAGAUACAUUUUAUAAUGUUAGUGCCAUCCUGGAUGGUAAUGAACUUAGUUACUUCGGACAAGAGGGAAUGACUGAAGUUCAGUGUGGAAAAGUGACGUUUCAGUUCCAAUGCUCCUCAGAUAGUACCAAUGGCACUGGAGUCCAAGGAGGACAGAUUCCAGAGCUCAUUUUCUAUGCAUGAGACAACUUAUGAGGAUUGUAUUUCAAUACUGCUAUGAACAUGAAAGGGACUUGUUCAAAACUAGAAACUUCUACAGCUGUUUCAUGUUCAGCUAUUACAUUGCUCUUAAAAUAGCAGCCUCUCAGUCUAAAUAAAAGAAUGCUCUUGCAUUUAGUUCUAUUUUAUUUAUUCUAUAUGUAGACAACUAACUUGUAGAUUAUGACUGACCUUGAAAAAAUGUUCCAAAAUAAAGCUGUUUAUGAACCUGUGAAAUAUAAAUCAUUUUUGUUUACCCUAAA